AAAAAAAUCCGUAAAUUUAGGGGUCCCUUUACCGUAGAUUUGCUACGGAUUCGCUCCGUUUUGCGAAAUACGGAAAGUUUGCUGUUGCGCAAGGCAGUAUGGGUAGAUUUUUCUCCCCCAGCCAGAAUUUUCCGACGCCAUUACACUCAUGCGGUCAGUGUCAGCCUAAAGUUCUGCGAGUCACAUGAAAAGUUGUAAACAGGUUGGUUGUGUAUAAUGAGAAUAGUAAUGGAGUGCUACCUCUCAAACAGAAUAUAUUAAGUUAAACACAUGAUAAGCACGUUUUGUUCAUUUCAUCAAAUUAUUAGUUGGUUAAUUUGUCUCGAAGGUUUCUAACAGCAUUCCAACCGGCGCCAUACAGGGUAGUGUGGCUCGCAGCUGAGCACGGGACCUUUGCUAGCUGCUUAGCAUUGGCAGGUCGGCUGCUUCCUAUGUACCAGGUGAAGGAUCGCAUGUAGAACCUGUAGAACUUGAAGAACCUGAAAGUUUUAACGUUGAUGCAGAACAAAGUGAUAAUCAGAGAGAUGAGAUGGUUCGGAUCGUCGCUGAAGAUUACCUCCACAAACACCCAGGAAGACCUGGUAGACAAAAGCUGAGGGAAAUCGCCAGUAUGAUUGUGGGACAAUAUCCUGCCUCCUUCAAGCUGACAGAGCCGUUUGUAAACAAACCUUUUGCAAAAGAUGGUUCUGAAACUCUAUUUCAUCAGCUGGAACACAGAAUUGAAAAUAUGAAGAGGCCACAAAGCUCACUAAAGAGGCGAGCAGGGGGUGAAAAUUCAACAAAGAAAAGGCCCAGGAAUUCAGAUCUGUAUGGAUGUGUGGCGUGGGAUCCAAUCAUUGAGGGGACUGUGUGUAGAGAAGACCUGCUGUCUAAACGAGAUGACUUGAAACGUGCCUUUCAAACCCGGGAUCUUCAGGAGUCAUCUGUUCGAAAAUUGUUGACUGAAACGUAUCCCAUUCAGCGUGAAAUCCUCAACGAUGCUGAUACCCCUAUUGGCGUAAAGGAGGAGUGGCCGUUCCUGUGUGAAGUUCCUCACCUGUUUGAUCAUGCAUCUAAACUCCUUGGCUUCUCUGUACAAAACAAGCUGGCACAGGAACUUUCGAAAAAAGAAAAGGGGAUAAAUGACUUCCUUGACUCCAAAGGGAUGAAGACGGGCGAAGGUCCAAUACAGCUCAUCUGUGGCAUUGCAAAAUACUUCAAGGAAGGCUCUUAUAAACUCUUCGACAAAAAAGAGAUCUCUGCAGAUCCUGAAGUCGAACUCCCAGUGACCCCAUGCAUCCUAGUCAGAGGUGACCAGCAAUUCAAGAUUGCUCUUGAUGGGUUUCUUGUCAAUGAUCACAUCACCUCUCCCAUUGUGGCUUUGAGCUACGUCUUCUCCAUGUUUUAUGUCUGCAACAUCCAAUACCCACCGGAGAUGGCUUUUACUCUCGAAUUCAUGCAAAGAGUUUUCUUUGGGAUCAAUCCUGAGCGAGUCUCCAAGGCAGCGAAGAAAGGGAAGAAACAGCACUUCAUUCCUCCACAGGUGUGCAAGCUGGUUUCUCAGCUGAAGGAAUUUGAAUGCAAGCAGAAGGACUCUGAGUGGGCCAUUUGAGCUGUUCUCAAAGCUCAGAAAAUACCUUUUUGGACUGUAUGUACAAUUUUUAUAGUAUUAUGUGAGUUCAGAUGUUUUAACUAGAUGCCCACAACACACAUGCUGCAGUUUCAAAUCCCCCAUGUUAAGGGGGAGGGAAGGUGGGCGAUAUUUAUCAUUCCAGGUAGAGCUUUGCCUGUCAAUGUGGAGUUGGAGGUGUAAAUUAAGUUUUAUUUUUUUACAGAAAUCUCUUUAUGGCAUGUUGCACAGAGUCAUCCUUAUAAGGUUAUGAUUGUUAUUGCUGCACUGAUGUUUUAUAGAAAAUGUAUAUAAUGUAAUACUUCUAAUGUUCUAUUUGUUUUUUGUAAAAAGGUCAGACACUGGUUGCAGAGCUCUGCCUGUCGGUGUGAUAUGUGGAGUUGGAGGUGUAGGUUUCUGCAUCCUCCUGGAGGGGGCUCCUCAUUUUGCACUGACAGGUGAGACAGCAACAGCAAUGCUGGCAGUUUUAUUGUCUUAUUUUGUCAAUGUCUUUAACAAAUCCAUUUGUUAUUAAUGCCUGUCAGCCUGUGGGUGCUAAAAAGUUGCUAGAUUUGGCAGCUCCCUGUUAAAGGACUUGGCUGUAGUUCUUUGAGAGAACAGCUGGUUUAUGUAUGUAAAAUUGCUCUGAAUGUGAAGGUGAUGUUCUGAAUGUUUUAAUGGUUGUAAUGUAAAUAUUGCAAUUCAUUCACCACAAAAAGUGCAAUCACUUUAAAGCACUGGCAGCUGUUAAAAUAAAUAAAUAAUUGUUGUGAUUC
Messenger RNA from Misgurnus anguillicaudatus (oriental weatherfish), 2364 nucleotides. NCBI's taxonomy places the organism in Eukaryota, Metazoa, Chordata, Actinopteri, Cypriniformes, Cobitidae. The record is from RefSeq and is a predicted model, not a curated record.